Daphnia pulicaria is the source of this 3658-nucleotide messenger RNA. RefSeq lists its product as uncharacterized. The transcript is spliced from 9 exons. Gene Ontology annotation, molecular function: protein binding. Lineage: Eukaryota; Metazoa; Arthropoda; Branchiopoda; Diplostraca; Daphniidae. Bases 333 to 3446 code for a protein of 1037 amino acids. The record is from RefSeq and is a predicted model, not a curated record.
AGUCAGCAGAGUCAGUUGAGGUUUUGCCGUCGUGCCAGUCGGUUGUACAUUUCGGGCAAUGGGAAACACCCAGUCAGAGUGUUAAACUGAAUUUAAGAACCCCCAGUUCCAAGAUUGGUUGCCAGCAUCGAGAAAAACAAUAACUGAUUAAAUAACGGAUAAACAAAAUUGUGUGCGUCUAAAUGUGUGGCGAUUGGCCAGCUGUGCAGAGGAUUUAGCCAUUUCGACUGGUUGUGCCAAAGUCCUCACCCGACUGGAAAUCGUAGCCAUUUGGACAGGAGCGGAUCUGGAAGGAAUCGAAAUUUCAAAAUUUCUACCAACUUAUUCACACAAUGGAUUUUGUUAUUCUUCAAGUCAAUGGAGUAGACGUGUCUAAGUCGUCGCAUGAAGAGGCGAUUGGCGUGUUUCAAUCGGCGUCGGAACCCAUUUUGGUGCAGAUGCUUCGGCGGGCCCCUGUCAAACCUUCACCAUCAGAACUGUCGUCGGUUAAGAAUCAGGAGAAACCUUUGAAAAAGGAAAACGCUGUUUCAUCUUCUUCUUCUCCGACAUGCAUCACCCAACGGACUUGCUGCCUACAUGAAAACGAAUCUUAUAAUAGCAACAGAAGCAACGUCCAAGUUCAGACGGACUGGGCCGGGGUGGAUCUACCCGUUUGGAGCGCUAUUGAUUUCUAUCACCAGGAAGCCCUUGGCGAAGCUGAAGAUGGAAUUGACGAAGACCAAGAAAUGGAAUAUGAGGAAAUCAAGUUGAAACGGGUCAAUUCUACGGACAAACUGGGAUUGACGCUAUGCGACGGUUUGUCAGUGUCUCGAUCGAAUUACAACGAGGACGGCAAGCUGACGGCAGCAACGGAAAGAAUCGAUUCAGCCGAUGAAAAACCCCCAAGAUCAAAGCCACAAUUCGAUACCAGUGAGAAAACUGCUGAAUUCGAAGAAGACGAAGCAUGCAUUGAUGAAAACGACUUGGAGGGCCAAGAUAAAGAAGUCUACAUCCAAGCCGUUGCCGAAGGUAGCCUUGCGGCCGCCGAUGGAAGGCUCUUUCAAGGCGAUAUCCUUUUGCAGAUAAAUGGCAUAGACGUUCAAAAUCGAUACCAAGCCGAGACUUUGUUUGCUGCUGCCACCGGACCUGAAAUAACGCUGCUUGUAUCACGACCACACAAUCAAGCCGAUCCUUUGGAUGUUCUGUCCGUGGCAUUCCCCUUUCCUGAGCUUGAAGAAGAAUUCCAAGAAGAUGCGGAAACGGACGAAGAUGUUCAAGUCAAUUUGGAAGUAGAGAGAAUGGAAGAUGGAAGCAAGAGGAGAACAGAAAAAGGAGAAAAUGACAAUGAACAACUUCAAGCCUUAUACAUGAAGGAAAACCAUGGCCAUGAAGGUGAAUGGCGCCAGGACAGUGGAUUUGGAACAAGUUCUCUUCCGCGUAGCUAUAGUGAUCAGGACCCUAAUGAAUGUUCUAACGAAAGAACUAUGAGGUCACGGAUGAGUAACGAAUCCACACUCAGUCAAUCAACAGAAGAAACGCAAGCAUGCGCUUACAAGGCAACGGAAUCGUGUGGAAAUCGGACGACCACUGAUUUGGUCACCGAUAAAAGGUUGAACGUGGUAAACAAAAAAAUGAAAUCGAUGGAAUUGGAAUGUGCGACUACUUCCGCUCGCUAUUCCCGACCACCGGCCCAUCCGACCAGGAAAGAGGAAAACGAAAAAGACGACUCGGAUCACAUUUAUGAAACGAUUUCGGAAUGCUUGGAUCAAGAGCCUGUCUACUCGAUUCCGUACGAAGUCUCAUUUGAACCAAUCAAUACCAAACCAUCCACGAGCCAUUCUUCAAGCCCUCGUGCAUUUCGAGGCGGAGCAGAGAAUAAAUCUGGAAAUAAAGAUGCUUCUCUGUGCACGGAAACUACUCUAGUCAAAACAAGUAUCCAGUCCCUGUACAAGAAUCACUACAGCAAGCGCGGCGGAAUGCCACGUUCUGAUCGAGUUGAAAAGGCCAACGAUGUCGAGCAAUGGAUACGGCAAGCGACAGCUGUUUCUCCAUCACAGCCACCCGGCGGUUUAUACGAACCCAAAAAGAAUGCCGACUGGAAAGGCACGACCUCCACUAAAUUCAGUUCAAGCAGUGGAGAUUCCAGCGGAAGAAAAGAAAAGAAACUGGCGACUGUUGGCCAGAAAAGAAUCAGCAACGAAGAAGCGAUGAAGAAAUCGGUUAGUCGCGAUCGUCAGAGACAGAACCAUUUUUGCACAGGCGAAGAUCGCGAUACGUCCAGUGCGUACAACACUGGAACUGGGGAAUCUUGGCGAAGUGCUCAUUUAUCGCAGCCUUUGCCACCUGGGCGAGCUGCCAUUCAAAAUGAGCAUUGCGUGUGUUGUGAAAAGCCUAGCGUUGCUGAGCAGACGAAUAAUUCAGGAUGGAUGCAGUCAACGCUCUCACUUUCCAUCUCGGUGUCGGGUGAUCGCCUAGAUCCUGUAUCGGGCUCUCUGGUUCCCACCAAUAAAACAGCUGACUGUGGUCCUCAGUCCUAUUUCGACUCUGAGACGUGCACAGGUUUACCCUGCGAAAGUUGUCGCCCUUGCCUCCACAACAACCACACAACUGAGCCACAAAGAACCAAACGACAUCCUCCUCAACUUGGAGAGGUUGGCAAAAGAAAGCUUCUCAACCGACCCAAGGACAGCGACAACAAUCGCCCAACUCGAAAUGACAUGAUGGAAAGAAACUGCAACUACGUCACCAUGCUACCAGCAACACGGACAAUGUACACUAAUGCAGAGAACCUGCAGCAAACAAUAUGGUUGCAACAGCAACUAUUUCAGCAGCAAUUACUUCAAAAGCAGCAAGCGCAAAUGGCUGGCAAACGUAACGUUCAAUUGAUGUCCACAAUUGAGGAAGAUGCCGUUCAGACUGGGUCGUUUGGCAAACUUUUAUUGUCACAACACAGCCAGGAACGUUACAGCAGAAAGCCAAACGAAGUAUUCACUUCCGAACAGUUGCAAAAUCACGAGCGCAAAUAUCUCGAGUCGAACACGGAAUGGCGAAUGAAGAAACGGGCGGAUGGCACUCGAUACAUAACACGACGUCCAACUCGGGACAGGUUGCUGCGCGACCGAGCUCAUCAGAUCUCUGAAGAACGAGCCGGAACAACCACUGACGAUGACACACUUUCUGAAUUGAAGCUGGGACGCUACUGGAGCAAAGAAGAACGUAGGCAGCACGUAGAAAAGGCUCGAGAAAGACGACAGCGACAAGAGGAGCUCAUCCGUUCAAAGUUCCAUACAACUUGUCCACUGAUUGACAACGACAACCAACAUUGUCCCAUCGAACAGAUCAUGCAGCCGACUCAUACGCGUUCUGGAUACAAAGCAGGUGUAACUAAUAAAAACAGCAGAACCAAGUUAACGACGGAAAACUCUAAACAUAUACCGACCGGCCUUCUCACUGUUACCAUGGUCUAGGACCAAGUGACGAGUGUUGCUUAGUGUUGACUAAAGUUCAUUUAUGCUGUAUAUUUUGUACAGCGUCUCGUUUUCAAUAUGUAAUACAACAACGUGUUCCGGUACGGCGAUAAAAAGUCAACCGGUAAUCCGUAAUUAUGAUGAAAUUGUACUUCUGUACUUGCCCUUAAUCUUGUGCGAAUACCAGUAUGAAAUAUAAAGAUUUUCCAGUA